Messenger RNA from Exophiala bonariae, 1527 nucleotides. RefSeq lists its product as uncharacterized. Lineage: Eukaryota; Fungi; Ascomycota; Eurotiomycetes; Chaetothyriales; Herpotrichiellaceae. The record is from RefSeq and is a predicted model, not a curated record. The transcript has a single exon. Bases 1 to 1527 code for a protein of 508 amino acids.
AUGAAUAUAGCUCACUAUUUCACCAGUCCUCCUCCCAACUACUACGCUCUCAUGGCCACUACCAAUCUCCCCACCAGAGCCAACACAGUCCGCACCGACUCCGGUGAAGAAGCGUUCGAUGGAGAUCCAUCAAGCGCCGCAGGUCUGCUGAUUGAGCGUCUACAAGCAUGGAAGCACAUGUGUGGUUAUCUCGAGAAUUACAUCUCGCAUGUCGCAAAAGAUGAGCAGUCCAAGGCAAAAGAUCAGGAGAAAAUCCUCAAAACACUGUCCGACCCACUCAAAGAAGCGCAUCACUUUGACACUGCCAUUGGCGGAAUUUCUUCGCUUUUCGAUAACCUACGAGCAAACACUCAGGCACAGAGUCAACUGCACGUUGAAACUUCCAAAAACCUCACGGGACAGGUCCUACCUAUUCUCGAGAGACUACACGCCGAGAUCAAGAACAAGAAUAAGGAAAUCACUAACGGCGCGGGCAAGGGGUCCAAGGUGGUGGAUGCAGCUCGUCAGAACUCACAAAAAGCCAUCGAACUCCUUGGCCAUCAUGCCGCCAGUUUUGAUUCCUCAGGCGGCAAAGUCACUGCACAACAUGACCCAUAUGUCAUUCGUCGAGGCAUCUUGUACCGCCUCAACCGACAGAUUCUGGAAGAGAACAGCAACCGACAGGAUCUGAUCGCUGUACAAAACGCCUUCAGUCAAUUCGAGGCCCAUGUUAUAACCACUGUGCAGACCGCACUGAAUGCCUUCAAUCAGUUCAUGAGUACCCAGACCGAUCGUCAGAAGGCAAUGUAUGGAGAUAUUGCUGCAACCGCCAGUAAUAUUCCCCUAAAUUUUGAAUGGGACGGCUUCAUCAGAAGAAACAACGCAGUUUUGGUCAAUCCCAACGCUGCCCCCAGAACGAUGGACGGCGUGUCCUUCCCCAAUGAUUCUCACCGUGCUACGAAGCCACUCAUUGAGGGAUCUCUGGAACGGAAAUCACGCGGAAUGGGAGCACUGAAGGGUUAUAGUACUGGAUACUAUGUGGUGACCCCAGCUGGCUACCUUCACGAAUAUAAGGACAAUGACAACUUCCACAAAGACCCGGCCCCGGAAAUUUCUCUGUACCUUCCUGAUUCCAUCAUCGGUGCCGUCGACGGUCCAAAGUUCACCAUCAAGGGCAAGGAUUCUUCUGGCAGUAAACUGGGACAGAAGAUGGCCAUUUCUUCCGAGUUUCAGUUCAAGGCGCAUACUCACGCCGACGCCGAACAAUGGCGUUCAAUCGUCGCCAGCUUUGCAAAUUCAUCCAACAGCUUGCCCACCAGUCCGGUUGAAUCUCGAAAUAUCACCCCGAUUGCCACUAGGAUGGAGGAGCCUCAACAGUCCGGUGUGACAAGUGGACCACUCAGCGCAACUUCGCCUCAAGCGGGGAGUGCACAUCCUAUAACAUCCCCAACUUCGGCCACCACCACCAGCCCUGCUUCGGCUGGUCCGUAUCAUGGUGCACCUGCAGCCACUCCACUCGGGGAUAGAAAGUAUGUUGAGAAGUCGUGA